Molecule: messenger RNA, 3596 nt
Organism: Corvus hawaiiensis (hawaiian crow)
Lineage: Eukaryota; Metazoa; Chordata; Aves; Passeriformes; Corvidae
Gene: TAFA4
Product: TAFA chemokine like family member 4
Exons: 8
Coding region: 1039-1797 (252 amino acids)
Molecular function (GO): receptor ligand activity
Source: RefSeq, a predicted model, not a curated record
GAGAUGUGAUCUCAUGCUGUGGGCUUGUUCCCUCCUACUUUGACUAUAUUGUAACUCCUGAUUAAAAGAGCGUAGCUGAGUUGUGCUAACAUGAGAUGAGGGAGAGCUAAGGCUGGGGAUUUGGAGCCUUUCUUUUAGGCUAAGUGAAUUUGUCCAGGAUGUGAGAGUCUGCUUCUGGGUUAUAAUUUACCAUGAAUGGUGGUGUGGAAGCUGAUGAGACUUUUACUGUAUUUCACAUGUGCACAAGAGAACUUGCACAAAAAAACCUCAAAAGGCAAUUUGCAAUUCCACAACAGUAGCCAGAGUGUUUUCCCGUGAUAAAAGUAGUCUGCUCUGUUCCACAAGGCAUUUUUUCACUGAUUCUUCCAACUGAAGGAGUGUUUGUCCAGGAGGAUGACAAUUUGUAUCACAACAGGAUUUAGGUAAUAUAGCUGAAAUCAACCUACUGUUGCACUGAGCCCUCUGGUUACCUACGGCGAGACACUGCCCUCUCUCACAGAAAUGAGACUCGAUUCUACACAUAUUUAAAUGCCUGACACCCACUGAAGCAUUUAUUUGGACGUCACUGUUUAGGCGAGCAGCAGAGCUCCGAGAAUCUGAGGGUGUAAAGUGAGGUGAUAAAGGUUGUACAGAGAGUCAGUGGCAGCACAAGGAGGCGACUCUGUUUCCCAGUGGCUGCUGCAAAGGCUGUCAAAGUGACCCCCACUUUGUAGCCAGGGAAACACCAGCUUUCAUUUUGAACAUUUAAACCAAAUUUGUGAAGAUGAUGAUUUAUUGAUAAGCCGCAGGACUGUGGACAUGCGGUAAGAGGCGCGGGGAGGUUAUGGCCUGAGCCCCACACCCUUCUCAAGUCGCAGCUGUUUCCGAAAGAUGCUGCGAACUCCGGCCCGGCUGCGAGCUACGAAACACCUCCCGUGUCUUCCCUCGGCUGAGCAGCCAGCACUCGGAUGCUGAAAUAAGGCUCUGAGGAGGAGGAGGAGGAGUGGGAGGGGAGUUCCAAAGCCACUUUGGGCGCUGCGCCGCUACGUGCAGGAGUGUAUGCGGAGCAUCCUCCUCGCAGCCCGAACGCAGGGUGCGCUCCCCGCUCCCCCGUGGGUGAUUCCCCGUUCCCCGACGCUGCUCCUGCUUCCGCAGCCGCUCCCCGGGCGAGACGGCGGCCAGGGCUUGCACAGGGGGGUGGAGAAGAUUUUGAGCUGCAGUGAGGGACUGAAAGAACCUGGAUCAUCACAAGGAAAAAUUCUUUCUGAUAAAGGUCCCCGAAGUGAAGGAAAAAUUCUGAGAUGCAGAAAGGUUUAUUUGCUGCCGCAAAUGGGAAUCUGGAAUAACUAUGAAAAACACACUGAAAUAAUUGUGUUUGACUGGAACAAAAUUCUUGCAAAGUCCCCAAGGAUGAGAUUCUGUGCCAAAUCAAUGCUUCUGUCUGACUGGCUCUUUCUGGUCUAUGUGUUAAUGGUCUGCUGUAAAUUGUUGUCCGCCUCUAGUCACCAUCCCCGGGGGCACACAGGCCAGCACCAAGUGAAGCAAGGGACGUGUGAAGUCGUGGCCGUGCACCGGUGCUGCAACAAGAACCGGAUUGAGGAACGCUCCCAGACAGUGAAGUGCUCCUGCUUCCCGGGGCAGGUGGCCGGCACCACACGGGCACAGCCCUCGUGCGUGGAAGCUUCCAUUGUCCUGCAGAAGUGGUGGUGUCAUAUGAACCCCUGUUUGGAUGGAGAGGACUGUAAAGUACUACCAGACUAUUCAGGUUGGUCUUGCAGCAGUGGAAAUAAAGUCAAAACCACAAAGGUAACACGGUAGCAAAGGCUAAAGCUGCGGGUCGCUCCCAGAGCCAUGGCGUGUUGGAACUGUUCCUUGGCUGUUACACAGAGACACUUUUUUGUCACAAUGUUAUUGACUUAAUCCUUUGAACUUGCAAAAUGAGUUGGGAAAAAGAACAACACUUCUCCUUUCAACUGUGGCUGCUGUUCCUGAACCUGGAUUUUGCUAUUCAGUGGUACAUUAUAAUUUCACAAGGAAAAACGAGGAGCUUUGGUUCUACCUGAAAUGCACCUUGGAUUCCCAAGGAUCUGAGACCUGGCUGAAAUCUGUGGAAGCACGCACCUGAGCUUCUUGUGGUGCACCAAGGAUAAGACUUUCUUAAUGACACAAAGAUAUGUAAAUUGUUUUAAAUGAGUUUAGGUCAUGAAUGUAACUUAGGGGAUCAUAGAAAGAAAAUGCUGGUGUUAGAACUGGUACAGAUGAUCUCAAAGAUCUUUUCAACCUAUAUGAUUCUAUGGAUUUGUCUGAGGUGUUUCUUGCAUACAGUACAGCAUAAAAACACAAGGCUGAUCCCAGUGAAUUGACGGUACCGUGUUAGUAAAUUAUGUCUUAGUGUAUUUUCAACUGUGGUUUAGUACCUAUCAAACUGGUAUGAAGGUGAAAAGAUGGAACUUAUAGAAUCAGUAGCAAUUAUUGUAGGACAUACUUUGGUUAUAGCUGUGCAAUUAGUUUUAUUUCCUUAGAUAGUUCUAGGUAGUUUAACUUUUACAUUCAUAAGUGAUGGCAGGAAAGCAUGAGGAAGAGAUAAAAUUUGAAAGCAGGCAUAGUUUUUCUUGUCCUAAAAUAAAUCCAUUCUCUAGGGGAAUAGCAAAGUAUACAUAUUCCUUGCCUCUUUGAAUCUAGAUAUGGAAAAGAAUUUAGCCAUUAGCUAGAAAUAUUCAUUGAGAUGCCUCAAAAAAAGGAAAGCAGGCUUGUACUGCAUAAGGAAGGCUUACUGGAAGGGGAGUAAUUUGUUUGGAUUUUCAUAGCUUUGGUUAUAUCCUAAUAGGUAACAUACUUAAAAUUCAUAAGCAAAAUUCUAGAUAAACGUGAAUCUUCAGUUUGAAUUAGUUCUUGUUUAGAAUGAUUAUAAUAAUUAAAUGUCCAGUUCCUUGACAGACUGAAUUUCCAAGUGGUUUCCUUUUGAGACACAUAAUUGUUCCCUAUUAUUGUAGAUGCAUUUCAUGCUAUUUUUCUUAUUUGCCUGUUAGAGUUUUUUGUCAUCAGUCUUCACAAAUAGAAUAGUGGGUAGAGGUGAAGCUGUAGCUGGUCUGUUCCCCCUGACAUUGCAGCAGACUGAAGUGCAGUGGUGCAGAUGAACUGCUGGUGACCCAGAGACUGAAGUCAUUUUUAUGCUUUAUGUAAAUAUUAGGGUAACAAUGCACAUCCAAUUUUUAUAUAGACAGAGAAGUGAAAAAAAGGUGUCUUGUACUAAUGUAGGUCGUUGUGCAUAUGCUUUCUAGUGUAUGGGAAAGAUCCCAUCAAUGGUGGGAAGCUGUUCAGGGUCAUAAUUAUUAACUUCUGAUUUGCUGGAGUGAGUGGGAGCAUUCAGCCAGGUGGAAAGAUUUGGCCGUGUGUUUUUUGGUUUUGAUUUCCUUGGUUUAGGUCACUUUUAAUUAUGUAUUUGAUUACAGCUGGGAUCAUAGUGGUCAUUGUACUCAGUGAUAAGCAAACGAGAUUUUCUGCUCUGUGCUUGGACAGCUGAACAGUUAAUAGACUCUGCUUGCCCUAAUGAGCUCUACAUUCCCAAUAUUCUUCCAUUGUUUUGAUUUUCUGAUUAAAUUUUAAAGUUACCUUUA